GAAACCAUUCAUUUGAGAGUUAGUAAGGAUGUGGCUAUUCAGGGAAGUGAACAAUUCGUAUUCGAUAUUGAUGAAUAGGUGCACUGGGGUUAGUCUAAUGAGGGCAAGGUUCCUCAGGAAAAGAAAUAUAGUUCAGUGUAUUCAGAGUAACGUGAGUAGUAGGUACUAACGUAGUAGGUGCAUAUAACUGUUAGGAUGGAAAGUUAUGCUAUUGGAAAGGAUAAUGAAGGAGUACGCAAAGAAAAAAGAUCUAGAAACUGGACACUCAAGACUUUAAAAACAGAAUCGACUGAAAGAACUGACUUCAUAAACAAUUUUUCAGAACCUCCUUCUCUGCAGCGUAGUGCAAUAGUGUCGCUUGCAAUUGGGCUAUGGACGGCGCCUGAUAUAAGGAAUGAACUAACGUAUAUCUUACGCGAUAACGGAUCUCGAGGGAUGAAUGAGUUAGAGAAAAGAAUAUUAGGAAAAUUGUUCGAUAGCUCUUUGCCCUCAUCGCUGAAAACCGAAAUCUCAUACGUCAUUCGACCCAUUAAGUUGCAGUUGCUGAAAGUGUUUCGUAUUUACCGUAGUUGGACAGGAAAUCAAAGAAAUCUCUAUGAGUAUUACAUGAAGCGUGGUACAAUUUAUUGGACAGUUGAGGGGACAGUUGACAUAGUGAAAUCCUGUACGGAAUUAUUCGAUAGCGGAGGCUUAGAUAUUUGCCGUUUGUAUGCGAUAGCCUGCUCUCACUGUUUAGGGGAAUAUGCUUCAAUUUUUUGGGAGAAGAUUUCAGAAGAAUUUGGAAACCGAUUUAGAAUCGCUCGGCUCGGAGAAAUGUACACUUGUCAUUUUAUAAUAUAUUGGACAUGUGUCCUCGAGAAUAAUUUAGGGAGUUUUCUAACUAGACUCAUAGAUCAUGAAAACAUAUACGAUGAUAAGCUUAGUAUUGAUGUAAAUAUGAUUGCUUGUUCGAUUAAUGUAAAUAACAUAGUUGCCCUAAAGUAUUUUUGGAAGAAAUUGUCAGAGCAGGAGAAAAACGAUAAUUUGAGUAAAUGGCUUUUGCAAGCUACUCGACGUGUGGGUAUUCAAAAUCCUUUAAUUUUUCAAAAUCCUUUAAUUUAUCAGUAUUCUUCAGAAACUUUAGAUGUUUUAUGUUUUUUAUUAUCUCAUGUCAAUCGUAUAACUCAAAUGACCGAAUUUUUUCGUAAUCAUUCUCGCGUGUUAGUGUUUUUGUUCGAAUGUUGGCCAUAUCAAAGAAUAUUCUUCUCCAUUAUUUUUGAACUAUUGGAUAAUCUUCAAGAAGACAUUUAUUCAUGUAUAAUGCAGAGUAUUAGUUAUAAGAUGAGUGAAAGUGGAAAUGAAAUGAUGAUUUUUAAAGAAAUAUGGAGUGCCAGUCCAUUAAGACUAAGACAAUCAUUUCUGAAUAAUGAACUUCUUUGCGCCGUCGUGUUGUUGCGUUUGCUGAAAUUAGAAAAUCUGAACGUGGCUGUUACUAUAUUAAAUGAUGCUUCCAAAGAAGAAAUUAAACUAUUUAUCUGCUUUAUUUUUUGUCAGCCUGAAUUUCGCCGUGCAAUUUACUCCAGCAAUCUGAGUUCGCUUCACAUGUUAUUAUCAAAAUCUACCUUGCCAAAAGAAUGUUAUCCCUAUAAAAUAAAUCUUACAGAGCAAAGAGAGCAAGAUAGACUCAUAAUAUCAUGGCUUAUUAGAUUUAGCGAUUGGCAUAUUUGUAUUGAAUGGAUAUGCGAUGGUAACAUCCAAGCAGCUGAGUCCUUCUUGAGAUGGGUUUAUCAAUCUGUGGAAAUUGAAACAUUUAAGAAAACAAUAUCAUCUCCAUAUGUGAUCUAUUUGACAUUAAUAUUUUUGUCCAACUUUGAGCGUGUGGACCAGUUUCUGAAUUGGUAUUUCCAGACUGGAGAAGAAAUUCAACAAUUUAAAGCAGACUUUUUGCGAAAAUGGGGUAAUUAUUUUUUCAAGCGAUUAAUAGACAUGCCGUUCAUUAUAUCAAAAAGUGAAGGCGAUGUGUUACAAAAAUUUAUAAAUUACAACUUGUCUUCUCUUGUAAACGUUACAGAAUUUCGACUUAUUUGUCGUAGUUGUAUAGAGUAUGCACUGAGUAAAGAUUUUCUUGAAAGUGCCACCUUACUUUUGAAUGCAUCUUUCGAUGAUAUCAAUGAAGAAAAGCGAUACAAAAAUGAACUUAUACUAUCUAAGAAAGGAAUUAAAAAGGAUCUAAUCUUAAAGCAAUUACUAACUGAUGCUGACUGGAAUCACGUGAAAGAAAUUGUAAUGUGGUCGUCGCCUCUAUCCCUAAAUACAGUUAAAAAAUUAAAAUCACUAAUUCUGAAGCAGAAGACUAGUCACACUCUAGACUCUUUUCAAGAUGAAUUGAAACCACAGAUUUCAGCACUCUUUCAUUUACUGGAGAAUGUUGUUGAGGAAGAUAGCAGAUGAUAGUUGAACAUUUGUUUUGCGAUGAAAAGGGAAUCCAAAUAAAACCAGUUUCACUGCGCAAUCAUUGUUAAAAGAUGAAUUGUUUUGUAAUGAAUAUGUAACUCCAUUUUUUAGUGCUAGUUGUUUAAUAUUAAUAAAACAAUAUCCGCUAUA
Molecule: messenger RNA, 2583 nt
Organism: Parasteatoda tepidariorum (common house spider)
Lineage: Eukaryota; Metazoa; Arthropoda; Arachnida; Araneae; Theridiidae
Product: nuclear valosin-containing protein-like
Biological process (GO): ribosome biogenesis
Cellular component (GO): nucleus
Molecular function (GO): RNA binding; preribosome binding; ATP binding
Source: RefSeq, a predicted model, not a curated record